UUGACGCGUCGGAAUCACGGGAGACUGAGGGGAAAAAACAUUAUUUUCGGUUGGAUUUCAUUCGCGGAAGUUAUCUGAUCAAACAGCUCCAUCGGGGCUAACGUAAGGUUUAAUUUUUUUUUUCGCCGGGGAUUACUUUCGGUCUCGGUGGAAAAAUUCGUCGGGAGUGUCUUCGUGGCAAUCCGGAGGUAAUAGGAAAGGAGAAAAUUCCAUUUUCCAUCGGGAAAUCCCAGGGAUGAUGCGGGAAAUGGCGACUUCUCGCUGUCCCCGCUGAUCGGGAAGUGGGUCUUUGAGGGUUGAAGACAAGCUCUUCAUUUGAUGACUCGUCCCCCGACCCCGCAAUGCUGGGAAAUUGAGGCUCUUGAUAGUGAAGUACGAACAUGAUACCCACCCCCAGUAACCCUGCAGUAUCCCCAUCCCUAUCCCUCCGCACUUGACAGGUACAAAGAUUGAUAAAACACUCGGAUGAAUCUAGACUCAAGUCCAAUUCACGUUUUUUAGUCGAUUUUUUACUUGUUCCUUUUGAGGGAGAUUUUUUGCGGGGAAUAAUCUAUCAUUUACACAUAUGUCGCAGUACGAAGGGGUUAAGAUUAUUAAUUUACCAUUGAUUGACUAUGUAUCACACUAUGCUGCCACCUCACAUGAUGGUACAGAUUGUCAGUGGUCAGCAAACGAAUGGACAGUGUCCUAAUAUUCCCUCUCCUUCAAUUCCUGCGACAAGUACUGCAACUACUCCCACUGAAAUUCCAGCUCCUUACGUGUUUGAUGGCAAUUCUCAGAGCCAUCGAUUGAUGCAGACAAGUCCUCAGUACCCCCUGGAGCUAUACCAAAUGAUGGGCGUGGAGAUUCCGCAGUUUCGUAGGCCCAGCUAUGGGACGCCAACGAGUAAUUUCACCCCCUGGCAGAGACGAAACAGCACAAACUCCAACAACACCCAAUCAAUACCCACAUCGCACCUGAACUACCGUCAGAACGGUCUCACCUCCCUGAGGAAGUCCCACUGGACGUCCAAGUCGAAGCGUCAGGCUCCCAAGGAGCGGCCCCCCGAGCCCUGCAACAGUGACAGUGGCUUCAGCUCGCGUUCCCCAACCCCGAACAAGCACACAGAUGGUAGCCAGACAGAGAGCUCAGACGAUCGUGAAUCCACGUCGUCAUCAGACCUCGAGAUCAAACGACUCCACGAGCUUCACCCAGUCGCCAUCCACAACGUCACUCUCACACCCCAGGGACUCAUCUCAAACCUGGCCCCCCAGUACUACCAACAGCAGAGGCCCCUCAACUACUACCACAGCACAAUCCCAGCAGCAAGGACAACGCAGAUUCAACAGAACUAUCAGAGCAAAAAGCGUUACCACAGUGGCAGGAGCUCCAGCUCACCUCCGGCCCAGAAGACCCAGAAUAGACGUAAAUUCUCGGAUAUCAUGGUACCCACCUUCAACUUCUACCCCAGACCCUAUAUCGCACCUGACAGGUUUCUCGCAAGGUCACACCUCAUGCAGGUGCACAAGACUCCUGAGGAUUUGGUGCGUGGCAGUGCCAGGUGGGACGAACUAUCCAGAGACAUCUGGAACAAGUUCCUGAGUAAUCAGCAAUCGGAGGCGACCUUCAGAAACAAGAUGAUGCUGUGGAAGUACCUCUACAUCUACAUCAAAUCAACUUACCCAAGGUAUGGGCUUUUUCUCGUCGGAUCCACAAUGAAUGGCUUUGGAUCUGACAGCAGUGACGUCGACAUGUGCCUCCUGGUGAGAAACACCGAGAUGAUCCAAAGGAACGAGGCCAUCUGCCACCUAGACCAGAUCAAGAACUGCCUCAAGAACUGCGAUUUUAUCAAUCAGUUGACGUUGAUCCAGGCCAAGGUACCAAUCCUCAAGUUUCACGAUGGAAUGCAGAAUCUCGAUGUGGAUUUGAAUUGCAAUAAUGCUGUGGGCAUUCGAAACACUCAUAUGCUGUACUGCUACUCGAGGAUUGACUGGCGUGUCAGGCCUCUGGUGCUUGUGGUGAAGCUCUGGGCCCAGAGCCAGGACAUCAAUGAUGCCAAGAACAUGACUAUUUCUAGCUACUCCCUAGUACUCAUGGUCAUUCAUUUUCUCCAGUGUGGAGUGCAUCCUGCUGUCCUACCCUGUCUCCAUUCCAUGUAUGGGUACAAGUUCAAUUCGUACUCGGAUAUUCAUACGAUUGAUAUACAUGAGGAUCUCAACUUUCCCACCAAGACUUUUGCACAGACGAAUCGACAGCCUCUCGGAGAACUGCUCGUUGACUUCUUCAAGUAUUACUCGAAUUUUGAUUUCAAUCAAUAUGCAAUAUCAGUGAGACUAGCGAGAAAAGUGCCAAUUGACGAUUGUCGUCAUGCAAGGUCAUGGAAGAAUGAUCCACACCAAUGGAAAUUUCUUUGCAUCGAAGAACCAUUUGACUUAACGAACACUGCCAGAUCAGUCUACGACUACGCCGUGUUCUCCCGAAUCAAGACUGUCUUCCGCAGGACCUAUCAAAGACUGAAGGAGAGCAUGAGCCUUGCCAGCAUCUUCGUGAAGCAGGCGCCACACGUUGGGCUUGACUACCCACGUCCCUAGAGUAAUUCCGAGUCUUCAACCGAGACUUUUAUUUCUGAGACAUUUAUCCUUGUCAAGGGGCGAACAGUGAGCUUGUAUAAUUUUUUUUUUGUGAUAAAUACGAGCCUCGUGAAAUUAACAUGGCUGUGCUAUGUACCAGUGAUUUCCACUGUGAUAUUUAGAGUCGAGUAUUUCGUAGGAUCAACUUUGGGAGUUAAGAGUGAUAGGAGGUAUUGCAACGAACUUAAAUAAUUAAAUUGAAUAAUCUAACAGAAAUGAAAAGAGAUACAGAUUAAAAAUAAAUAAAGAGAAGAAAACUAGUAGAUUAGAAGAUGAAAGGGAGAAAUUGCUGUGCAAUGAGAUAAAAAUAGAGGGAACAGGAAUUAAUUAUAAAUACGUAAUUUCCCUCUCGACAUGAGACGAGAUAAAAAGAUUAAAAUCGGGUGAAGUGGUGAAUCGUGAGAAGUUACGUCCGACACUCGGCAUUUUCACAUUUAUCGGGGAAACCAGUGAUUUGAGGAGGAAGUGUCCUCCCCUCAUUAUCGAAAUAAUUCAAUGCAUAAUGAGGUGUAGAAAAUUAAAUGUAUGUUGGGACGUCUUACCACUUCACCGAUGAUAUAUUUGUGCCUUGUUUGUUACUAUUUAUAUUACAAGACUUGAAUGGAUGAAAGAACCGGGGAGUGACGAGACUUUUGCUCAAUGAAUUGUAAUUUAAAACGAACGCAGGAAGCACUGGAAGAGCGAAAGUGACAGAUAACAGCGAAAAAUCGCACAUGAAAAAGAGAUUUCAUUACAUAACUGGAAUUAUUUAAAAUCGGUGCAGUUCUGACUCACGCGAUUUCAACGAAUUCAAUUAAAUUAUUCUGAGUUUCUGCAAUUGCACUUGGUGCCCCAAAGCCUCUCCCUCAUUUAUACACAAUAAAAAAAAGAUAAAAAAAGAUUGAAAAACGAAAAAAAAUAUAAAAUAAAAAUCAAACAAAAAAAAUAAAAAAUCAUAAAGAAGAAAAAAAUAUAUAAACUGUUAAUAUUUAAGUUUAUAGUAUUUAAUUUUUUUCCUGCAUACUUUACGCUCACUGGAGCGACAUGUUUCAUGUUCUUUCCUUACUCUUUUUUUAAUUUUUUUUUCUAAGAGGGAGAUGGCUGAACAUUGGCAAUUUAUUUGUGAUCGAUUUGUAUUUCUAUUAUUUUUUUUUUCAAGUGAGAAAGUUA
This is a messenger RNA of Diachasma alloeum, 3758 nucleotides long. RefSeq names its product poly(A) RNA polymerase gld-2 homolog A. Gene Ontology annotation, cellular component: cytosol. The record is from RefSeq and is a predicted model, not a curated record. The coding region runs from base 615 to 2570 and encodes 651 amino acids. Gene Ontology annotation, molecular function: poly(A) RNA polymerase activity. The transcript is spliced from 6 exons. Lineage: Eukaryota; Metazoa; Arthropoda; Insecta; Hymenoptera; Braconidae.